GUGCACGGACCACCAGUCACCACCUCCUGCCCUAGCACUGGGGCUUUGGAGGCGGUGCCUUGGAGGUGGUGGCAGCAGCUGGGUGUGCAGACAGGAAGAGACUCAGUCUGCCGAGAGAGGGGGCCCUGCUUUCCCCUGUUGCUGGGUCUGUGGUGGGCACGGUGGCGGCAAGCAUGGCCCCAGAGCUUCCACUGCUCCCCGUGCUGCUCACACUGGCCUGCACCCUGCUCGGGGUCCUGGCCACGCAAGAGAUGCAGCAGACCCCCCCCUACGUGAUCGCCCCCGAGGGCGGCUCCGCCAGCAUCACCUGCUGCAGCCGCGGGCCCCUGCUGGGGGUCUACCUGAAGCAGAGGUGGCCGGAACCCAGCAACGUGAUCUACUACGAAGACAACGUGCAGCCCACGGUGGACGAGCGGUUCCGCGGACGCAUCGUCUUCUCGGGGCGGCAGCACAACCUGACGGUCAUCAUGCACCGCCUGCGGCCGGCCGACGCCGGGGCUUAUGCCUGCCAGGCGGUCAUGAGCGACGAGGUCUGGGGCCCCGGCACCUUGGUUGUGGUGACAGACAAACUGUCCCCAGCAGCGGACACAAGCCAGGAGGCUUGGCUGAUGCACUUGGCCGUUCCCGUGGCCCUGGCCGUGGGCUGCUUCUUCAUCGGGUUGGGGCUGGGGGCAACGUGCGUGCUGCAGAGGACACAGAUCAAGAAGCUCUGCUGCCGGAAGGAUGAGAACUCGGCGUGCGUGGUAAGCAACUUCCUGGAAAUGAAAGUCAUCACCUCCAGCCAGCCUCCGGAGGCCCUUGCCCCAGCGACCAGAGACUAUGCCUGA
Molecule: messenger RNA, 827 nt
Organism: Suricata suricatta (meerkat)
Lineage: Eukaryota; Metazoa; Chordata; Mammalia; Carnivora; Herpestidae
Gene: CD7
Product: CD7 molecule
Exons: 5
Coding region: 174-827 (217 amino acids)
Biological process (GO): adaptive immune response
Cellular component (GO): membrane
Molecular function (GO): signaling receptor activity
Source: RefSeq, a predicted model, not a curated record